Apodemus sylvaticus (European woodmouse) is the source of this 4498-nucleotide messenger RNA. RefSeq names its product glutamate ionotropic receptor NMDA type subunit 2D (gene Grin2d). Gene Ontology annotation, biological process: synaptic transmission, glutamatergic; long-term synaptic potentiation; monoatomic ion transport. Gene Ontology annotation, cellular component: NMDA selective glutamate receptor complex; postsynaptic membrane; plasma membrane. The record is from RefSeq and is a predicted model, not a curated record. The transcript is spliced from 12 exons. Gene Ontology annotation, molecular function: transmitter-gated monoatomic ion channel activity involved in regulation of postsynaptic membrane potential; NMDA glutamate receptor activity. Bases 396 to 4385 code for a protein of 1329 amino acids. NCBI's taxonomy places the organism in Eukaryota, Metazoa, Chordata, Mammalia, Rodentia, Muridae.
CCUCCACUGCCUUUCCCGCUGUCUCUUCUUAUCUCUGGUCUGUGUGUGUCUCUCUCCUGCCUCUUGCCCCCUCUGUCUCUCCAUUUCUUCCUGUCUCUCGCUCUUCAUUUGUUUCUCUCUGCUUCUGCCGCGGCUCCUUCUCUUACCCAACUUUCCCCUCUCAUCCUGACUGUGCGUCUCCCUCACUCUCUGUCUCUGUCACCUUCCCUAUCUCUGUCUCCUCCCUGUCUCGUUCUCCCUUAUCUCUGUCCCUCAUCUCUGUCUCCCUCCGUGUCGUCCCCUCCCUCUCUCCAUCACCCAACCUUCCCCUUUCGCCCCGUCUCUCCCGUGUCUCCCCUCGGGCUCUGCCCUCGCCUCCCGUCCACGCAGAGGCCGCCCGGCGGGGCCCGCAGGCGAUGCGCGGCGCCGGUGGCCCCCGCGGCCCUCGGGGCCCCGCUAAGAUGCUGUUGCUGCUGGCGCUGGCGUGCGCCAGCCCGUUCCCGGAGGAGGUGCCGGGGCCGGGCGCGGCCGGCGGGGGCACGGGCGGGGCGCGGCCGCUCAACGUGGCGCUGGUCUUCUCGGGCCCGGCGUACGCGGCCGAGGCGGCGCGCUUGGGCCCGGCCGUGGCGGCGGCAGUGCGCAGUCCCGGCCUGGACGUACGGCCCGUGGCGUUGGUGCUCAACGGCUCCGACCCUCGCAGCCUAGUGCUGCAGCUCUGCGACCUGCUGUCGGGGCUGCGCGUGCACGGCGUGGUGUUCGAGGACGACUCGCGCGCGCCCGCCGUCGCGCCCAUUCUCGACUUCCUGUCGGCGCAGACCUCGCUGCCCAUCGUGGCCGUGCACGGCGGCGCCGCGCUCGUGCUCACACCCAAGGAGAAGGGCUCCACCUUCCUGCAGCUUGGCUCCUCCACAGAGCAACAGCUGCAGGUCAUUUUUGAGGUGCUGGAAGAGUACGACUGGACAUCUUUUGUGGCAGUGACCACGCGUGCCCCAGGCCAUCGGGCCUUCUUGUCCUACAUCGAGGUGCUGACUGACGGCAGUCUGGUGGGCUGGGAACAUCGAGGAGCGCUGACACUGGACCCCGGGGCGGGUGAGGCUGUCCUGGGUGCACAGCUCCGGAGUGUCAGUGCGCAGAUCCGCCUGCUCUUCUGCGCCCGCGAGGAGGCAGAGCCUGUUUUCCGGGCCGCAGAAGAGGCUGGUCUCACUGGGCCUGGCUACGUCUGGUUCAUGGUGGGACCCCAGUUGGCCGGAGGUGGGGGAUCCGGGGUCCCUGGGGAGCCCCUUCUUCUGCCAGGAGGUGCCCCACUGCCUGCCGGGCUGUUUGCAGUGCGCUCUGCUGGCUGGCGUGACGACUUGGCACGUCGAGUGGCUGCUGGUGUGGCGGUGGUGGCCAGAGGCGCCCAGGCCCUGCUGCGAGACUAUGGCUUCCUGCCUGAGCUGGGCCAUGACUGCCGAGCCCAGAAUCGCACCCACCGCGGGGAGAGUCUGCACAGGUACUUCAUGAACAUCACCUGGGAUAACCGAGACUACUCCUUCAAUGAGGAUGGCUUUCUGGUGAACCCGUCACUGGUGGUCAUCUCCCUCACCAGAGACAGGACGUGGGAAGUGGUGGGCAGCUGGGAACAGCAGACCCUCCGCCUCAAGUACCCGCUGUGGUCCCGCUAUGGCCGCUUCCUGCAGCCAGUAGAUGACACACAGCACCUCACUGUGGCCACGCUGGAGGAGAGACCCUUUGUCAUUGUAGAGCCUGCAGAUCCCAUCAGCGGAACUUGCAUCAGAGACUCGGUCCCCUGCCGGAGCCAGCUCAACCGUACCCACAGCCUGGUCGCUCCCCGCAGCCCUCCGCCUGACGCUCCGCGCCCUGAGAAGAGAUGCUGCAAGGGUUUCUGCAUUGACAUUCUCAAGAGGCUGGCACACACCAUCGGAUUCAGCUAUGACCUCUACCUGGUUACCAACGGCAAGCAUGGCAAGAAGAUCGAUGGCGUCUGGAACGGCAUGAUUGGUGAGGUGUUCUAUCAGCGCGCGGACAUGGCCAUCGGCUCCCUCACCAUCAAUGAGGAGCGCUCAGAGAUCGUGGACUUCUCCGUCCCUUUUGUAGAGACAGGCAUCAGCGUCAUGGUGGCACGCAGUAAUGGCACUGUGUCCCCCUCUGCCUUCCUCGAGCCCUACAGCCCCGCUGUGUGGGUGAUGAUGUUCGUCAUGUGCCUCACCGUGGUCGCCGUCACAGUUUUCAUCUUUGAGUACCUCAGUCCUGUGGGCUAUAACCGAAGCCUGGCCACGGGCAAACGCCCUGGCGGCUCCACCUUCACCAUUGGAAAAUCCAUCUGGCUGCUGUGGGCCCUGGUGUUCAACAACUCGGUGCCAGUGGAGAACCCUCGGGGCACCACCAGCAAGAUCAUGGUACUGGUGUGGGCCUUCUUUGCUGUCAUCUUUCUCGCCAGCUACACAGCCAAUCUGGCCGCCUUCAUGAUCCAGGAAGAGUAUGUGGACACCGUGUCUGGGCUCAGCGACCGGAAGUUCCAGCGGCCACAGGAGCAAUACCCACCCCUGAAGUUUGGGACGGUGCCCAAUGGGUCCACGGAGAAGAACAUCCGAAGCAACUACCCUGAUAUGCACAGCUACAUGGUGCGCUACAACCAGCCCAGAGUGGAGGAGGCACUCACUCAGCUCAAGGCAGGGAAGCUGGACGCCUUCAUCUAUGAUGCAGCAGUGCUCAACUACAUGGCCCGGAAGGACGAGGGUUGCAAGCUGGUCACCAUUGGCUCCGGCAAGGUCUUCGCCACCACAGGCUACGGCAUUGCCCUCCACAAGGGCUCCCGCUGGAAGAGGCCCAUCGACCUGGCGCUGCUGCAGUUCCUGGGGGACGAUGAGAUCGAGAUGCUGGAGCGGCUGUGGCUUUCAGGGAUCUGUCACAAUGACAAAAUCGAGGUGAUGAGCAGCAAGCUGGAUAUCGACAACAUGGCAGGCGUCUUCUACAUGCUCCUGGUGGCCAUGGGCCUCUCCUUGCUGGUCUUCGCCUGGGAACAUCUGGUGUACUGGCGCCUGCGGCAUUGCCUGGGGCCCACCCACCGCAUGGAUUUCCUACUGGCCUUCUCCAGGGGUAUGUACAGUUGCUGCAGUGCCGAGGCUGCUCCACCGCCAGCCAAACCCCCACCGCCGCCGCAACCGCUGCCCAGCCCCGCAUAUCCCGCUGCUCGCCCGCCCCCUGGCCCCGCACCCUUCGUGCCCCGAGAGCGCGCAGCCGCCGACCGCUGGCGCCGGGCCAAGGGCACAGGGCCCCCGGGGGGUGCUGCGCUAGCCGACGGCUUCCACCGAUACUAUGGCCCCAUCGAGCCGCAGGGGCUGGGCCUCGGCGAGGCGCGCUCGGCACCGAGAGGCGCAGCUGGACGCCCACUGUCCCCACCCACUACACAGCCCCCGCAGAAGCCACCACCUUCCUACUUCGCCAUCGUGCGCGAGCAAGAGCCGGCCGAGCCUCCCGCCGGCGCCUUCCCGGGCUUCCCAUCUCCGCCCGCGCCGCCCGCCGCCGCAGCCGCCGCCGUCGGGCCGCCACUGUGUCGCCUGGCUUUCGAGGACGAGAGCCCGCCCGCGCCCUCGCGUUGGCCGCGUUCCGACCCCGAGAGCCAGCCGCUGUUGGGUGGGGGCGCGGGCGGCCCGAGCACGGGGGCCCCGACCGCACCACCGCCGCGCCGCACCGCGCCACCCCCGUGCGCCUACCUGGACCUCGAGCCUUCGCCUUCGGACUCCGAGGACUCGGAGAGCCUGGGCGGAGCGUCGCUCGGUGGCCUGGAGCCCUGGUGGUUCGCCGACUUCCCCUACCCGUAUGCCGAGCGCCUCGGGCCGCCGCCCGGCCGCUACUGGUCGGUCGACAAGCUCGGGGGCUGGCGCGCUGGUAGCUGGGACUACCUGCCCCCGCGCGGCGGCCCCGCGUGGCACUGCCGCCACUGCGCCAGCCUGGAGCUGCUACCGCCACCGCGCCAUCUCAGCUGCUCGCACGACGGCCUAGACGGUGGCUGGUGGGCGCCUCCCCCUCCACCCUGGGCCGCGGGGCCACCGCCCCGGCGCCGGGCGCGCUGUGGUUGUCCGCGACCGCAUCCGCACCGCCCCCGGGCCUCGCACCGUGCGCCCGCUGCCGCGCCGCACCACCACCGACACAGGCGCGCGGCUGGCGGCUGGGACUUCCCGCCGCCCGCGCCCACCUCGCGUUCGCUCGAGGACCUGAGUUCCUGCCCACGGGCGGCCCCCACGCGCAGGCUCACCGGGCCCUCCCGCCACGCGCGCCGCUGCCCGCACGCAGCGCACUGGGGGCCGCCCUUGCCCACCGCGUCGCACCGGAGGCACCGGGGCGGGGACCUGGGCACACGCAGGGGCUCUGCGCACUUCUCCAGCCUGGAGUCCGAGGUAUGACGCGGCUCCGGCCCCCAACCCCCGCCGCCCCCUCGGUCAGCGCAGGCCACGGCCCGAGGGGGCGCGCUAAGAGGACAGGACCCUCAUGGGUUGGGAAGGACAGAAACGGACCU